Molecule: messenger RNA, 1734 nt
Organism: Pestalotiopsis fici W106-1
Lineage: Eukaryota; Fungi; Ascomycota; Sordariomycetes; Amphisphaeriales; Sporocadaceae
Exons: 2
Coding region: 1-1734 (577 amino acids)
Source: RefSeq, a predicted model, not a curated record
AUGGUCCUCAUCAAUAACGACUCUUCAACCCAACGGGUAGAUAUCCUGACCAAUGAAAGCCAUGGCACCCAGGACGCUUCUUCAGCCGCCGCCUUUCGCCGCCUGACCGUGGAUCUACCGACGACAGGAUCGGGAUCAAGCAACGACGUCUUCAGUAGCAGCGUCGGGACCAUUCGCAUCAACCAAGGACCGAGCGCGGGCGCUCUCGAACUCACUCUCAACCGCACCAUUCGCGUGCCCGACAACCGCGACACCAACAUGCUGCCCCCAAGCAUGGGCCAGUUCCCCCUGUACCGGGUGCAGGACUAUGCAGACCGCAUGCCAGCAGACAUGGCGGCCAAGGGCGGUCUGUUCUUCCCCAUGUACCAGCGCGAGGCCAUGUGGAUCAACUUCCGCGCCUCGCGGCCCUUUGCCCUCAAGGUCUAUGUGGGCGGCGUCAAUGCCGUGUCGGGCCUGCCGCGGAGCGACGGCGAAAAUGAUACAGAAAAGACGCGCCAGAAGCGGCUGCGCAUGCUGAAAGACGGAAAGCCCGUCCAGGACUACAUGGUGGUUCCCGGCCAGCCGUGGCUCGACGGCAUCGCGAGCGAGGACGGCAGGAUCCGCCAGUUCAUCGCCAAGCCCAAAGGCAGCGGGUUCAGCGUCGAGGCCCAGGUUACGGGCGAGGAAAAGGUGGGCGGCGUGCAGAUUGAAGUCGUCCCCAUAAAGUGUGGUCUGCCGCGGGAGCUGGAGGUGCGAUACGAGAACAGCGAGCGCGGCGUCAUUAAGCGAUCUUUGCUGUUGGCCGACAAGGGUCUGAGCGAGGACAGUUCCGUUCUCGACCUCAAGAAGCUGCUGAAGGAGGAAUUCAACGUGGCUUUGGAAGAUCAGAUCAUUGACACCAACCCGUGGGACUCUGACAUGUCCUCGAGUUUGAAUGGCAGCGAGUCCGAUGCCGGUGCCACGAAACUCGGCAGUCUCUAUUUCAAGCCAAACGGCUCCCUCACCUUAUCCCAUAAGCCAAAGUUUGAUGAAUAUGCUUGUGAUACAAGGGCGUGCUUCGGUACCACAUCAGCUCCUCCUCCCCCUCCUCCCGGUGGUGCCGUGUUUGGUGCUGCCGCACCGGCUUCCUUUGGUGGUGCGUUGUUUGGUGCCGCGCCGUCUGCUCUCAAUCCGCAAAUUGUCCCAGAGGUGAUGAGUCUGAAGUCUGGUCCACCGGGAUCCGCUGACAAAUUCUCCAUGGAAAUGGAAUUUGAGCAAGACUUCUCCAUGGAAUUGGAGCAAACGUCUGCUUGUGGCAAGAUCAUGCCGGUGGCUGCGCGCAAAGUAGUCAAGGAGAUGGGUCUCGCCGCUGGUGGCUUCAUCCAGCAGACCAUUGAGCCAGAUCGUCACCCAGCCGAUGUCUGGGACGUGGACGAGGCCAAUCUGCUCAACCUGCAGAUCCUUGACUCGGAGUCGUUUACCGAGGUCACCGGCCUACCGCCGCCGCCCACGCCUGUUGAUGCCGAGACGUAUGCCCAGAACGGCUACCCGUUCUUUGAGAUCUGGGGCGAGGAGAAGACGGGAGUCAAGGGUGACUUUGCCGAAGUCAAGAGUGUGGCACAGAUCGAGGCCGAGAGAGCAAAAGAAAGAGGCGAGGAGGUUGAGGAGGAGAAGAGUGUGCCACAGCGCAUUCAUGUGAUUGGCCAUUUCAGGAGUACAUUCAGACCAGUGGCUGUGCUGAAGAAGGAGCUGGAAGGCUUGAAGCUUGAUGAUUGA